This is a messenger RNA of Cuscuta campestris, 1904 nucleotides long. The record is from the annotation of a GenBank genome assembly. Lineage: Eukaryota; Viridiplantae; Streptophyta; Magnoliopsida; Solanales; Convolvulaceae.
CAGUCUUACCGGUCAUUCUGAGUGUUUACUUUCUUUACUUUACUGAAUCAAGCCGACUAUUCUAGACCCGGUCUAGUAUAGUUUGACCGGUCAAGUAAUUUACACCAUCAUUUUUGGCGCCAACCGUGGGACCGUUAAGGUUUCUUCUCUUCUAAAUACAAACCUACCCGCAAAAACACCACUCAAAAUGUCUUCCAGCCAGCAAAUCAACGCCACCUCUGCUCAGGUGCAAGCCACCACUGAAGGUGCCAGCAUCCCCAUGGCUGUUACCCUGCCCACCGUUUCAGCUCCGGUUUUGCCAUUGGGACUGGGCUCGGUUCCAACACCCAGCAUGGUCAGCCCAUUCACGGCCCCCGUCCCUUCCGCUGGGCCAAGGGUCACCUUUCCACCAAGCAUGACUCAGUUCAUGAAUGACCCAGCCAACUUACAAGCCAUCCAGGGCUUUGGCCAGGUCAUGGCCAUGUGCCAACAGAAUGGGGGAAUGCCUUUCCUCCCAGGGAUGUUUCCAUUCGCCCUUCCAGGUGCUGGAACGAUGCCCCUUCAAGCUCCGAUGGCAGUGACGCCAUUCCAGACGCCGGUGCCGCAACCAUCACCUUUCCAGCCGCAGCUGGUCAGCACCAUGGCACCUGUCAACUUGAUUGGUGCGCUCAACGCCGCAGGGCCGUCGCGUCCCCCGCAAGGUACGAAUCCACUAAUCACCCCCGAUGGUCACUGCGUCUCAGUGGAGAGCGGAGACAAUGAGUGGGACAUUCCAAGGACCCACAAGAAGAAGAAGGGAAAAACCAUCCGACCCGCCACCUCCCGAAACUCCGCCUUCGAAAGGCUGGGGGAUAGGGAGGAGGGCCAGAGAAAAUCAGCCAAGCUAAGGCUGGGGCAAAGCGUUGCCCAUGUCAGCGCGUUUGCCCGGUUAGGCAAGAUGAGGGAGGCCGAGCCUGCCCGCACCCAACACUCCCGGUCAAACCGGCAGGAGCCAGCCAGGACGAGGGCCUCUCGUCAGGAGGAAGAGGCAGAAAUCCAACCCAGGGUACCGGUGGCUAACCGGUUAACCACCCCCAAUGAUCGCGUCCAGCAGAUGGAGGCAAAGCUGGAGAGGCGGGAGAAGAAGGUUGGAGAGAAGAAUGACCGGGACAAACCCCUUGCAGGGUCCCCGUUCACUACAAGGGUCCAUCUGACACCUUUCCCACGAAAGGUCAAGAUAGACGCCCCAAGGUUUACCGGCAAGGAGGAUCCAGAAAUACAUCUGGAUUCUUUCAACCAAAGUGCAACUAUGAAUGGUUGUACGGAUGAAGAAAAGUGCCUCCUUUUCUUCCAAACCCUGCGGAAUCGAGCUACUGAAUGGUUCAACAAACUUCGCCCGGGAAGUAUUGAUUCAUUCAGUGACUUGGCCUCAAAAUUUAAGGCCAAGUUCCAGGAAAACUGUACUAAGAGGAAGAAAUUCACCUAUCUUAGUACAGCCGGGCAGAGGGAAUCUGAGAACCUCACUCAGUUCCUUACCCGGUGGAAGGAGGAGGUAGACAAGGUUGAGGAGAUGGACGACAAGACGGUGUUGUCCCUCCUCCUGAACGGCUUACGUGCCGGGGAACUAUACAAGGAAUUCUGCCGAAAACCCCCCGGCCACGGACCUGACCGUUGGAAGGAAUUUAAGGCUAAAACUUUCCUUGUUUGGAAGUCAACAGCCAAAACAGCGAUGUAGGGUUUUUUGGACAUCGCUGUUGGCAUGACCGUUGCUUCCCAAUUUUUAAAAAACCAAGCCUAGAACAGCGAUGUCCAGGCCUAGGACAGCGCUGUCUAGGUGAUUUUCAGCAGAUCCAAUUUUAAUCAAAUCCCACAAAUUGUGCCAAUCACCCCUUAAAUGUUUUGGUCCGUUGGAGCCUACUUUUCCACUAUAAAAUGUGGUGUUUGGG